AUGGCAGUUCUCUAUCUCCAGCUUUCUUUCGCAAUUUUUACUUUAACUACAGUUGUUGGUGGAUAUAGAAGUAAGAAUGAACAAUAUUUUACUGUUGGUCGGGAAAUUGAGGAUGCAAAGUCAUACGAUUUCAUACGAGGUGAGUAACUGAUGUUUUUCUCCGUAAUGAGUCUUUCGCCCUCAGGAACAAAAUCUAAAUUUUUUAUUCAUCCCUUCUUGGUUUUCAAUUACAAAUUGUGCUCUUGAUUCUGAUCAAUAAAUAGGGCCACUGAGCCUGGUCUAAGCUUAGGGAUAUUUCGAUUGAGACAAAAGGAGAUCAAGUUCAAGCUGGGUGAUGUUGGAAAUAUUUAUCUUUGAAGUGAGCUGUCACAGGCUGUGGCUCGCCUACUUAGGUCUAUGGGUGUGUAAGAGAUUUGUAAGUUAUCGGGAGCAAUUUUAAAGCAGAAUGUAGAACUUUUCAAAUCUUCUAUAUGUCGGCAGACAAGUUAAAACAACGGCCUUCAUUAUUUGUCAGACUUUUCUGGCCAGAUCAAAGCGAGUUAAAUUAAUCAGGCAUUAAAUACAAACAAAUAUCGGUCCCUAGCAAACUUUUUGAAAGUCAUAUGUAAACAUCUAAAAUUUUCACUUGUUGCAGCAAAUUAUCAAUGAAUCCUAAUGAAUUUUCAUCUUCGAUUAAAACACUUCUGUCAGGAGGCUGUUCUCUAUUUACGAUGGGCAAUAAUAAGGGGAGGUACUACAAACAUUGAUUGGAUUUGUUCUAUUCGAACAACCAAAUAUUUACCAAUAAUCGCAAAGAAUUGCUUCAUCUAAAAGAGAGUUAAUGAAAGUUUCUCCUAUUUCAGUUUAUCUGGCAUUCGGCUAGAAUUUCGAAAGUGAAAUAUUUUUAUUUGGCUGAAUUAUCAUCAUGACGUCACAAUACUCCAAACAAAUAAGCUAUGGCGGAUUAGAGUAGAGUCCGUUUUCAUCCAAAACAGUGUUGACUCACACUCAAUUACGUCAAAAGUUUAAGGCGCUUUAGUAGUUUUAGUAGUGUAUGGUGGGUAUCGCGUCUGCUUUAGUUUAACUUAGAAGAAUUUCACGCUGGUCGCCGUAACUAAAUGCAACAGUUUCAUGAAUAAUACCUGCUGCAUAUAAUUUCCUUAAAAAAAAAACACGACUAAAAAUAUCAAUAUUUGGUUCAUAUAUUAUUCAACCUAUUUUAAAAGUGCAAUAGGAAAAUCGGUGCAAAUGCCCUAUAAUAUAAGAAAAACAUCUAUAACACGAUACAAGAAAAAAGUGACAUUAAAAAAUUAACCGUAAUGUUAAAACGAUUUAACCAAACAGACUGUCGGCGGACCUUAUUCAUAAUACUGUCCUGUUCUAGAUGAUUGCAGAUAGAUUGUCGACCACAAAUAUAACCCAUCUCUAAUCGACUUGAGAGUAGGUAAAGUGUAACAGGAAUAAACUAGAGACAUGAUGAUAGCACAUAUCACCAGUGGUAUUUAUUCAACCUAUUUUAAAAGUGUAACAGGAAAAUCUAAAUAAAAUGUUGUGCAUUUGCUUUAAAUGUUGCAUUAAGUGGUAAAGAGUUGACGUAACUGCCGAAAAAAAGGAUGCAAGUGGGAACGUAAAUUGUCUUCGAAACUUUCCGCUUUCCACCAUUUUGGAUUGGACCUUGACGUCAUGGGGUUGCCACUUUCGUCUUGAUACCUGACCUCCUGUGGUUUUGAGCCUCUGAGAGGCUUUUCAUGAUGGAAUUGGAAAUCAAAUGGCUUUUCAUUUAGAAUGAUAACUCGGUAGAAAAAUUAAAAUAUACAGUAUAUAAAUUUUUUUCUUUCAUAUCACCAAGUCCCCACUGUAACACUCGCAUUCAAAUUUAAUGUUAAGUGAGGGGCUCUAAUUACAACAUGGGAUGUGCCUGUUAAAAUAACUAACACGUUAUAUUGCACUUUGUGUCGUUAGAUUGCCAUAUUAAACAAUUCGUCAAAAUGAUACCCCAUCAAAUAAUCGACUUAUAUGAUUAAUUGCAGAUGAACGCUCCAGAUACGGCUAUUAUGAUGAAUAUGAAAGUCUAAUAGGCGAGGGUAUGUAAUUUCCUCUCAAAUCAUUCCGUUAUUGAACAUUCUGAGUCUCUUUUAUCCAACCAAACCGUUAAGAGAGAUAUACCGUCGUUCGCUCGACGGUACGGUGAGUAACUAAACACUAUUCUGUACGGAUGGAACGAAAAAAUUGGAAUUCAAUUUUAGCGAUAGAAAUACAAUCGAAGGAGGGAGGGGAGGGGGGAGAUGGCUCAAAGGGAGCCUUGGAAGCUGUCAAAGGGGAGCAAGGAUGACGCAGUCGUGAGAGCACAUGUGGCUUAAGUUUGUUGUUGGUUCUCGUCCAUGCUCCGAGGGUUUUUCUUCAGGUGCUCCGUUUAUUCUCCCUCCACAAAAACAAGAAGAACCACCUCGUGGAAUGUCCACUUUUAAAUCCCCUUUUUAUAAUUUGUAUUCCUUUUGAUCAGAUAAUCUAGCGUUCUUACUUUUUGCAGCUAAAAGGUCCAGAUACGUUGAUGAAGCGGAAGCUCUCAUAGCUGCGGGUAUGUAAGCAAUUCUUAUCUGUCCGUGCUGGAACAUGUUUGCUCCUUUUACAAAAUACCUAAAUUUAAAUGAUAUUAAAGAAGCCAUAUAUGACACAAAUAAAAAGUAGUACUGCGUAUAGGUAAAUGAAUUUGAUCUAAAGCAGUGCCUGUCCUCUUUAUUACGAUGAAACUACAGGGUAGGAAAACCUAGGUACGCGGCCACUCGCUUGCCAUAGGUUGAUUUCGAGAUAUUUUUCUUCUGGAGCGGUAUCAAGAGAACGGAUUUUGACGCUAAUGAUGAGGAUAAAUAAGCCUAGCUUACAUAAGACCACUAUCAAACGAGAUACCUAUCUAUAAAAUCCCCAAGAUAAAUUCACAGUGCCUGGUUUUGCUGUAGUGAAUCCAGGGAUAAGAUAGGUCUCUAUAUGAUAGAACUAAGCGCUGAUAAUAAUAGUGAUGACAACCGAAAAGCAUUACAGAGCAAAAUUUUGGAAAAUGUGUCUAGUACAAAGAUCCGUUCAAGUUGCAGGAAAAACCUUAUCUAAACGUCUCAAUGAAAUAACUAUAACAAAGCCCAUUAUCAUAAAGCCUGCCUAAAAAAACGUUUUGGUUCUAUGUAUCACAAGUUAAUGUCUUCCUUAAUCUCAAGGGGAGAAACAUUAGUAUUUUGUUAAUGACCGAUCGCCGCCGGUGCGAUGCACAUCUCUCUUGAUUGGUCUACCUCACGGUCACAACAUCUUAAAAAAUUCAACUUGAAUUUGAACUUCAGCUUUUUUAAGCUGGAAGUUUUUCUCCUUGCCAAAAUUUUUCGAUCGUAGACCAAGUUCGAUACUUCUUAGGCUAUCCUUGAUUCUUUGUGUUCUUCGGUCAAUUAAAUGUUUUCCCUCGCGCGUCGGAGAGAGUGACUCGCAUUACUGAAUCUUUAUGCAUCUCCUUCAAAUCAUUUAUGUUUUCUAAUUACAGAUGAAGACGAAAUUGAAGAGCUUUCUUGUUUAGAAAACCCGUGUAGGUACGGGGGAACAUGCGUCGUCACUUCCUGUGGCAGUUACGAGUGCAAAUGCCGGCCGGGUUUCUCAGGAAAGCAUUGUGACUGCGGUAAGCUACAUUAUUACUUUGUAAUGUGGUCUGUUUUGCAAAUCUAUGGUUGAAAUGAAAGAGGUUUAAGUAUGAUUAAAAAAUAAAAAAUUUUUAUUUAGCCCAUAUGAAUUCAGAAAAUUUUUCCCUGGAGUAAGCCCUACUCCCACCCCCCUGAUGAGAUUGAACAGACAACUUGUAGAAAUCAUUCAUACCACUGAGGACAAGGGCACAGUGUUCCUAUUACAAUUUAUCAUAGCUAUAAAUUAAAUUAAAACUGACGUGAGCACCUGACCUAGUUAAUAAUUAGAGCGUGUUCCAUUUCAGCCCGAUGAAGGCACUCUAAGAAUGAAACUUUUGCUAAUUUUGGGAAUUUAUGUGAAUAUUUGUUAAAUGUCCAAUUUUAACUCAAAGUUCUGUUUGUGAAAGUACGUUCGAUUGUGUUUUCACAUUUGGGAACCAGGGUGGGGACAGUGGGGAAAGCGUUUGCCUUCCACCACAGUUGGCCAAGGUCAAUUCUUUGGAGUCACAUUGAAGUUGAGGUUAAGUUUUAUUGGCUUUUUCUCUCCCUUGCCACGUUGUUAUCCAAUAUACCUUCCUUCACAAAAACCAAUAGUCUAACUUCUAAGCAAUUCGGCUUUGAUACAACUAACAAAAAGCCACCUACACCUUUCCUCUCCUCCCCUCCCCACUAACGUGUAAGCUCAAUUUCAUGAUUGCAUGUUUCAUUCAUACAAUGGCUCAUCGUUUUCUAAAAUUAUGUCAUUCUGUUCUAUUUUUCAGUUGUCAAAGAGUGCGAUUUUGACAAAAAUCCGUGUCGCCACAAUGCAACCUGUAUUGACAUGGGUUCAGACUAUAUCUGCAAAUGUCCAUCGGGUAUCAAAGGAAGACAUUGUGAGAUUGGUGAGCUAAGACAAAAAGCAUUAAUUAAUUUCAUGUUAAAAUCCAAUUACGUCACGAGAUUGAAUAUUGCACCACCAAAACUAGGGAAUAACCGCUACAUAUUCGCGAAAGUUCACACCCGCCAAGAACGUUGGGAGAAAAAAAAGAGAGCGUGGUGACACAGGAGGGGUGGGGGAAGCUGAAUCACGUUCACAAAAAGUAUAUUAAUAAAAAGAAAUCAAAAAAUCAAAAUUCCUCCCUUUGUAUUCUUUUCGUAUUCACGCGCAGCGCACAUGAUUUCGCAAAUUAGCAAAUCACGUCAAAGAACUCUAACCUUGACAUUGGAAAACUGACGUGGACAUUUUCGCCUACUUUUGUUUGUUCCGCGGAGUUUUAGUUAGUUUUUUUGAGCUUUCGUUCGCGGAAAUUUGUUUCCCCUCUGUUUGGAAUUUUAUGGAGUUGCAGAGUUUUUUACUUUAGCCAAAUGUUGUGGUUCAUUUAACGAGUUUAAUUGAUUAAUUAAUUAAUUAAUAAUAAUUCAUAAUUAAUUAAUAAUAAUAUUUCAUUCGGAGUUUGGACUCUAGCCUCUUUUUUGGCUCAAUCCAUUCCCCACAACAGUUGACAGCUACCCCAACAUGAGUUACAUGUUUUAAGGUGGUUAAGAGAAUUAUUUGCUUUGUAAAAUUUUUUUUAAUCUCUCUUUAGACAUCGAUGAAUGUGAUGCCUUGGCGUGUUCCAACGAAGCUACUUGCAUCAACACUGUCGGAAGUUACAUGUGCAAGUGUAGACCUGGAUUUAAAGGAAAGACGUGCUGUUCAGGUAAUUUAGCAGUGUCUUAUUAUUAUAGAGAAAUAGGAACUUGGAAGAAGAAAGAUACUGAAUUUAUUUUUCACGUAUAGAAAGAAAAAUAAAAACCAGGGAGAUGGACUGUACCCACGAAGACGAAAACACGCGUGUGGCUUGAAACGGAAGCUUUGUCGCGAAAUUUAUGACUCUUCUCCAAAUACAAAAUUUGCUCAUCAUUCCAGGCACAAUUUUUAAAUUAGGCCUUUGAAUGCCAAUAGAAUAUGUUCUCUCAAUCUUUCUGAUUCAUUGUGUAAUCAGAAGGCACUGAUAUGGUUGAAGUUUACAAUCCACACAAUCAAGUUUACUCGCUCCUAACCUGCUUUCCCGAAAAAAAAAACCCAUUCCUUUUAUACCUUCACAAAAAUUUUAUACCCCUCUGUCGUUUCAGAUAUCAACGAAUGUGAGUCGUCAGACGGCGAUCCUUGUGAAAAUGGGGGAACUUGUGAGAACACUUAUGGCAGCUUUUGGUGUGCAUGUCCCAGUGGGUUUGUUGGAAAACGUUGCGAACGCGGUAAGUCCAGAUCAGCGAUAUUCUUUUUGAAAUAGGAAUUUCAAAGCGUAAAUGCUCCAUGUAGCAUACAGUCUAUUUUAUCCAAACUGGUAGCCGAUAUUGAAUAUCUAUGAUGAAGUGGAAAUGUAUCCAUCAGUCUUUUCGUCUCUCUUUUCCUUGCAAGCUGAAGCCAUAGAAAAGGUGUUAGAGGCACAUAGCAGGGGUUCGUAGGGUUGGACAAGAUACCCUGGGAACUAGGGUGAUUGUCGAUAGAAAGAGAGGACAUUGUCCAAAUAUUACGAACUGGGAAUUUGAACUACGUAACAACGGACAACCUGAAUUCGUUCAUAUUUCAAUUUUCGGCUGCCACUUUGGAAAUUGAUAUAUUGGCUAAGAAUAACUACGCUCUUGCGUAUCUUACAUCCUUAUUCCAGCGCCUUCGAUGACAGCUUUGGUAUCAUUUUCUAAUGCGCUUCAUACAACAUCAAACAUUACUGGUAACUAACCGCUCUCUGCUUUGCAGAUCGUAAUGAAUGUGUUGAUUGGCCAUGUGAGAAUGGUGGAAAGUGUAUCAAUACCAGAGGAAGCUAUGAGUGCUCUUGCCCAGAAACUUAUCAGGGAGAGCAUUGCGAGCGAGGUAACCGCCCAGCUGUUAACAUUGAAUAACAAAACUUUAUAUUCCUAACAUGCAACCCUAUCAAGAUCCACUUCUAUGCUAAAUUAGUUUCUUCCAUACACGACGCAUCGUGAACCUUCUUGCUCAUUGUUUAACUGGGAUGCGAUCAAUUUUACUUUGACUGCGUUACUGCCUAAAAAUUUGCUUUGGAAUGUUGCUGGCUCGACAGCUUUCCGCAAAUGUGACACAGAUGCCUCAAGAAACAUUUCCAUAAUGCCCCGAAUAGAUAACAGGCUAGAUAAAAAAUUUUCCGCGGCUAAGACGUUCAUAAUGAAUAAUUCUUGAGAUAUUUUCAAAAAUUUAUACAGAUGUAGAUGAGUGUCUCACAAACAACCCUUGCAAGAAUGGAGCAACAUGUACCAAUUUACCCGGAGACUACAAGUGUGAUUGUCCAAAGGGAUGGGAAGGGAAAAAUUGCGACCAAGGUGAGUUUGCUUUUCUCCAUUCUCGUACCCCUCCGGUUUGAUAAAAGGUAUCUUCCUGGUUCUAUCGGUUAUGUCCAUAUGUACGCAUGUGCAUUACUGCUCCACCUAUAUGGAGUUCUCAACCGUAAGCAGGUUUUUAUCUAGCAUUUCGUGAGGCGUUCCCAGUAUUUUGCUGCUACCCAAGUGCGUUCCUGAUUGGAGAGAGGCACUGUGACAGUUUAUUUUCGAGUCUAAGAACUCAGCACGUUGACUCUAGCCGAGGCUCUCACCUCAUCACACAUUUUAUUUAGGCGUGGAACCUAAGUAUAUAAUUUGUAGCUGGAAUGGAGAGAGCGUAAUUCCACAGAAAUACUAAGCUACUUGAAGAACGGCCGUUGUAGAUAGAUAUCUAAAAUACUGAUCGGUGUUAAGGCUCAGUAGUCUCCGAUAAAAUUGCUAAGGUAUCAUAUCAGGAAUCCGUUGCUGUCUUUGACCCGGCGCAUUCAGUAUGAUCGCUGUAGACAACUGCAUUUCUCCUUUUUUUUUUUUUUUUUAAUCAAACAGCUAUUUAUAAUCGACAUAAAUGGGUAAUCUUAUCCUUAUUGUGAUGGAUCAUAAACUAUAGUGACAUGGACGUACAAAUGGCUAAAUUUGAGAGCUCUAGACUAUAAUCAAAUCAGUCAGUCUUGCCCAUUCAUACCUGACUGAAUUCAUCUUCGAUUCACAGAUGUUAACGAAUGUACUUCCACUCCAUGUAAAAAUGGCGGUACAUGCGUCAACCUACACGGCAGCUUCGAAUGUCUCUGUACAUACCAACAUUCUGGUGUUCUUUGCGAACAAGGUAAGAUCGAUUAUUUGCGAGGUGUUGAUGAAAAAGGAGAGCCUGAGCCAGUGGAGACUCGAGUUCUCAGGCCUCUGUAAUUGAAGGAGAAGAAAUCCUAAGGAAAACACCCUUCAAUCCAGUACGGUUCUAUGGCAGCUCCAAACUUCGUAUCCUUUCAUUUAAUACCUUUCCCCGUUUGAAUUCACCCAUUGCUGUUCUUCUUAUGCACAAAAAGAAUGUUACGAAAUCUUCAAUCGCAUGAAGUUUCUAGGCUGUCAGGACACACUCGUAUAACGUGAUCCAGGCAAAAGCUUCAGCGUUUACCCUUCUUUGCCUUUACACAGCAUGCAAUGCAGCCCUCGGCAUGGAGAGCGGCGCCAUCCUGGAUGAACAGAUCAUUGCUUCUUCAGAAUAUGAUGGAAAUCAUGCUGCUAAGCAAGGCAGGUUGAACUUCCUAGCGGUCCCAGGUAAAGCAGGAAGCUGGUCAUCUCGCACAAAUGACGCCAAUCAAUGGAUACAAGUAAAACUUCCCAGCAACACAAAAAUAUCUCGUUUAUCGACGCAAGGAAGAAAUGCAUUCAAUCAGUGGGUUACAAAAUACCAGCUAAUGUACAGUGAAGAUGGACUCAACUUCCAUUAUUAUCAUGAGCGAGGGCAGAGCUCACCUAAGGUACAAAUCUUUGAUAAAGAGAUUGAGUUCCGUCAACACACACGAGAAAUCCUUUUGGAAAAUAUUUGUUACGUUAAACAAGUGAUUUGCCGUUAUUAACUCCAUUCACGUCUGCUAGGAAUUUCAAGGCAACAGUGACAGUGAAACUAUUGUAUAUCACGAGUUGAACCCGCCUAUUGAAGCACGCUAUGUUAGACUUCGUCCUACAGCCUGGCACAACCACAUAUCCUUGCGAAUGGAACUGUACGGAUGCGAAGGUAUUCUUAAAUAAGUUUCCUCAUUACAUGCCUUUGACGAAAUGCGUUUAUUAGGUUUCUAAUUUUAAAACUGAUCAGAGUUUCCAUUUCAAAAACCCUUGACUCUUUGUACUUUUUAUUUAAAUUUUUACAGUUUGUGUUCAAGCACUUGGAAUGGAGAGCGGGGAUAUCGUAGAUGCCCAGAUCACUGCUUCUUCAGAAUUUAAUGGAAAUCAUGCUGCUACGCAAGGCAGGUUGAACUUCCUAGCCGUCCCAGGUAAAGCAGGAAGCUGGUCAGCUCGCACAAACGACGUCAAUCAAUGGCUACAAAUAAAACUUCCCGGAUACACAAAGAUAACCCGGUUUGCGACGCAGGGAAGAAAUGCAUUCAAUCAGUGGGUAACACAAUACAAGUUGGAGUACAGCGAGGACGGUGUAACUUUUCACUAUUACCAUGAACCAGGCCAGAGUGCACCUAAGGUACUAUGCUAUGACAUGCGUACAUUGUUACAAAAUGAAAAAAACCCUUUUAGAACGACGUACAAGAAUCAAUAAUAGACGCAACGCGGAGGCAACUGGGGGUUCGUUCCCAACGCGCACGCACUCGAAAUGACUACUUAAAUGUGAACAAAGCAAGAUUUUCCCGAAUUAUUUUGUUCUCUCAAAAAGAAAAGAAAAUUGACUUGCCAAAAGAUGUACCCCUGAAACUUUCCGAACCGAAAGUGGGUAUUGAUUUUGACAUUUGGAGAUUAUUUACUGAGGAUAUUUCUUAUAUAAUAAUUGUCUAAACUGUGUUAGAGCUUAUUUCUGAUUCGUUUCCAUUUCCAAUAAUUAUAUUCUUGCAAGGGCAUGUAAGCACACGACCUCUUUCUUAGUUAAGAGGGUGUCUCUCACAAAUCCCAUCCAAUAACCUCUGGUGAGGGCUAAACUCAAAGAGAGGAGAACAAAAGAAAAUGUGAUUGGAGGUCGUCUUGGCAAUAACAUUUUGCGACCAGUGCAGAGAGUUGAUAUUUGUAUCUUAGGUGUUAAUCGAUUUACUUGCUCGAUUCUUUCUUUAUUCAAAGAUAUUUCAUGGAAACACGGAUAGUAACACUAUUGUGACCCAUGAAUUGCUUCCUCCCAUCCAAGCACUGUACAUCAGGCUUCGUCCUACAACUUGGUUCAAUCAUAUAUCAAUGAGGAUGGAGAUCUACGGAUGUCCAGGUAAUGUUUUGAUCACGCAUAGAGGCUCUACUCUCUAUAUAUUUUCCAUUCAUGAGGAACUUUAACUUAAACAGAGUGAAAUUCUUUUAAGUUAUUUCAUUUAAUUUUUAGCAUUAAUCAGUGUUCUUAUUACAAAGCUCUCGCCUCUUUUUAUUUUGAAUAAUUACAGCAUGCACAAAACCACUUGGUAUGGAGAGCGGUGCCAUCUUGGAUGCACAGAUUACUGCUUCUUCAGAAUUUAAUGGAAAUCAUGCUGCUACGCAAGGCAGGUUGAACUUCCUAGCCGUCCCAGGUAAAGCAGGAAGCUGGUCAGCUCGCACAAACGACGUCAAUCAAUGGAUACAAAUAAAGUUUCCCGGAUACACAAAGAUAACUCAGUUCGCCACACAGGGAAGAAAUGCAUUCAAUCAGUGGGUAACGCAGUACAAGUUAGAGUACAGCGAGGAUGGUGUGACUUUUCAUUAUUACCAUGAACCGGGCCAGAGUGCACCUAAGGUAUUAGGGCUUGUUUAUUACGUCAUAGAAAAAUGCACAAAAUCACUUUAGAGCGGUGUAUAAAAGUUAUGAGAGGUGCGAGUCUGGGAAGGCGCUUAAGAAGUCCUAUUGAGCCUGGAACGAGUCUCUGUCAAGCCUCGUCCUUGCGCCGUAGUACUCGUGGAGGCUACUAAAUUGUAUAAACAGCGAAACUCUAUCAACCCAGUUUUUAUUAGUCUACCAAAACGUUUAAAAAUCGAAAUAAACUUGUUAUUCUUUGAAACAAAAAUUUGCCAGUGAUUUCGAUCACUGUAAAUGAUCUAGUGGAAAUAUUUUGGAAAUCCUUUUUAUCCUGUUUCCAUCUCGCUUUCCAUUUCUUGCAAAUAGGUUAAAACACGGCACCAAUGUCUUAAGAAGGUGAUCGUUUGCAACUCCUCUAGAAUAAAACCAUUUUUAUCCUCAGCCGCCAUCGCACUAAGAGUGGAGAGAAGAAAGGAAAAUAUCGACUCGGGAACAAUUAUUCUUUGAGCUAAUAUCAUAAAAAAUGAACGGCAGUCAAAACAGAUCAUUGAUUGCUAACCUCGAUAUUUGCCUUUGUUUUAGGAAUUUGUUGGUAAUACAGACAGUAACACUAUUGUGACCCAUGAGUUGUUUCCUCCCAUCCAAGCACACUAUAUAAGGCUUCGUCCUUCUACGUGGGUUAAUCAUAUAUCAUUGAGAAUGGAAGUCUACGGAUGUCGAGGUAAUGUUGUGACCACGAUUAAAAGUAUUGCUUGUUGCGUCUCAUUUAUGAAAGACUUUUUUAUCUAACUGCAAAAUUGGAAAAAAACCUUUAAAUUUCUAUGCUCACUUCCUUUAGGUUGUUACUCAGAGUCGUCAUAUCAUAAAAACCUUUUCUCAUUUCAUUUUAAAUCACGACAGCAUGCGUUCAAGCACUUGGUAUGGAAAACGGUGACAUCAAAGAUGCUCAGAUAACCGCUUCUUCAGAAUUUGAUGGAAAUCAUGCUGCUACGCAAGGCAGGUUGAACUUCCUAGCCGUCCCAGGUAAAGCAGGAAGCUGGUCAGCUCGCACAAAUGACGUCAAUCAAUGGAUACAAGUUAAACUUCCCGGAUACACAAAGAUAACCAGGUUUGCAACGCAAGGAAGAAAUGCAUUCAAUCAGUGGGUAAAGCAGUACAAGUUAGAGUACAGCGAGGACGGUGUGUCUUUUCAUUAUUACCAUGAACCGGGCCAGAGUGCAGCUAAGGUACUAAGACGUUUACAACGUUAUAAUAAUACAAACAACCUCUUCGGCGACGCACUAAAAUUGGUAAUACACAUUCUGGGAGCCACACGGAGGCAACAAGGGGCUUCUUUAAAGUGUUUUUCCAAAGUGUUAGUCCUCGUGAUGUCUACUUAAAUGUAAACAAAGCGAGAUUCUACCGAAUCUAUAAGUCCUUUCAAAAAACACAAACUUACAAACUAACGUUUUCAAACGGAUAUGCCCCUUAAAAUGGGCAGUAAUUUGGCAUUUUGAGACUAUUUCCUGAGUAUAUAACUUGUGUAAUAAUGGUUAUCUUUACUGUGUUGGAACUUAUCCCUGAUUCGUUUCCUUCUUCAGUAAUCAUAUUCUUGUAAGGGUAUGUAAGCACGGUACCUCUUUCUUAAUUAAGAGGAUGAUCUUUGAUAAAUCCCAUGUACCAACCCCUAGUGGGGACGAAACUUAAAGAGAGGAGAACCAAAAAAAUGCGAUUGGAGAUAGUCUUCGUAAUAACAUCUUGCGACCAGGCAGGGAGCUGAUAUUUGUAUUUUAGGUGUUAAUCGAUUUACUUGCUCCAUUUUUUCUUUGUUCAUAGAUAUUUCAUGGAAACACGGAUAGUAACACUAUUGUGACCCAUGAAUUGCUUCCUCCCAUCCAAGCACUUUACAUCAGGCUUCGUCCUACUGCUUGGUUCAAUCAUAUAUCAAUGAGAAUGGAGAUCUACGGAUGUCCAGGUAAAAUUUUGAUCACGCAUAGAGGCUCUACUCCAUAUAUAUUUUCCAUUCAUGAGGAACUCUACCGUAACAGUGUGAAAUUAUUUUAAGUUCUUUUCUUUAUUUUUUAGCCUUUAUUAGUGUUCUUACAACAAAGCUCUCGUCUCUUUUUAUUUUUAAUUAUUACAGCAUGCGCUAAACCACUUGGUAUGGAGAGCGGCGCCAUCUUGGAUGCACAGAUUACUGCAUCUUCAGAAUUUAAUGGAAAUCAUGCUGCUACGCAAGGCAGGUUGAACUUCCUAGCGGUCCCAGGUAAAGCAGGAAGCUGGUCAUCUCGCACAAAUGACGUCAAUCAAUGGAUACAAGUAAAACUUCCCGGAUACACAAGGAUAACCAGGUUUGCGACACAAGGAAGAAAUGCAUUUAACCAAUGGGUAACGCAGUACAAGUUAGAGUACAGCGAGGACGGUGUGACUUUUCAUUAUUACCAUGAACUAGGCCAGAGUGGAGCUAAGGUACUAUGACAUGUUUACAACGUUAUAAAAGUGCAAACAACCUUUACAGCGACGCGCAAAAAUUGAUAAUAUAGGCUUUAGAAGCCACACGAAGGCAACAAGGGGCAUUCCUGAAGCGUUUUCCCAACACGUCAGUCCUCGUGAUGUCUAUUUAAAUGCGAACAAGGGCAGAUUUUACCGAAUCUCUCUGUCCUUUAACAAAACACAACCUUACAAACUAAAGUUUUGAAACGGAUAUACCCCUUAAAAGUAAGCAGUGAUUUUAACAUUUUAAGAUUAUUUACUGGGCAUAUAACUUGUAUUAUAAUACUCUUAACCGUGUUGGAACUUAUCUUAGACAUGUUUUCAUCUCCAGUAAUCAUAUUCUUUCAAGGACAUGAAAGCACGCGACCACUUUCUUAAUGAAAAGAUUAUUUUUCAUAAAUCCCAUGCAACAAACCCAGGUGGGGGACUAAACUAAAGGAGAAGAGAACAAAAGAAAAUGUGAUUGGAAGUAGUCUUGGUAAUAACAUUUUGCGACCAGUGCAGAGAGUUGAUGUUUGCGUCUUAGGUGUAAAUCGAUUUACUUGCUCCAUUUUUUCUUUAUUCAUAGAUAUUUCAUGGAAACACGGAUAGUAACACUAUUGUGACCCAUGAAUUGCUUCCUCCCAUCCAAGCACUUUACAUCAGGCUUCGUCCUACUGCUUGGUUCAAUCAUAUAUCAAUGAGGAUGGAGAUCUACGGAUGUCCAGGUAACGUUUUGAUCACGCAUAGAGGCUCUACUCUAUUUAUAUUUUCCAUUUAUAAGGAGUUUUAACUAAACCGAGUGAAAUUCUUAAGUUAUUUUCUUUAAUUUUAAGCAUUAAUGAGUGAUCUUAUCACAAAGCUCUCGUCUCUUUUUAUUUUCAAUAUUACAGCGUGCACAAAACCACUUGGUAUGGAGAGCGGCAGCAUUUUGGAUGCACAGAUUACUGCAUCCUCAGAAUUUAAUGGAAAUCAUGCUGCUACGCAAGGCAGGUUGAACUUCCUAGCCGUCCCAGGUAAAGCAGGAAGCUGGUCAGCACGCACAAAUGACAUCAAUCAAUGGAUACAAGUAAAACUUCCCGGAUACACAAAGAUAACUCAGUUCGCCACACAGGGAAGAAAUGCAUUCAACCAGUGGGUAACGAAGUACAAGUUAGAGUACAGCGAGGACGGUGUGACGUUUCAUUAUUACCAUGAACCAGGCCAGAGUGUAGCUAAGGUACUAUGAUAUGCUUACAACGUUAUAAAAAUACAAACAACCUUUACAGUGACGCACUAAAACUGAUAAUAUACACUCUAGAAGCCACGCGGAGGCAACGAGAAGCUUCUUUAAAGCAUUUUCCUUACACGUAAGUCAUCGUGAUGACUACUUAAAUGUGAACAAAGCGAGAUUUUAAUGAAUUUAUUUGUCCUUUCAAAAAAAAUAAAACUUACAAACUAAAGUUUUCAAACGGAUAUACCCCUUAAAAGUGGGCAGUGAUUAUGACAUUAAGAGAUUAUUAACUGAGCAUAUAACUUGUAUAAUAAUAUUCUUAACUGUGUUGGAACUUAUCUGUGAUUCGUUUCCAUCUUCAGUAAUCAUAUUCUUGCAAGGGCAUUUAAGCACGCGACUUUUUUCUUAAUUAAGAGAGUUGUCUUUCAUUAAUCCCAUGCAACAACCCCAGGUGGGAGACUAAACUCAAAGAGAGGAGAACAAAAGAAAAUGUGAUUGGAGAUAAUCUUGGCAAUAACCUUUUGCGACCAGUGCAGAGAGCUGAUAUUUGUAUCUUAGGUGUUAAUCGAUUUAGUUGCUCAAUUCUUUCUUUAUUCAUAGAUCUUUCAUGGAAACACGGAUAGUAACACUAUUGUGACCCAUGAAUUGCUUCCUCCCAUCCAAGCACUGUACAUCAGGCUUCGUCCUACUGCUUGGUUCAAUCAUAUAUCAAUGAGGAUGGAGAUCUACGGAUGUCCAGGUAAUGUUUUGAUCACGCAUAGAGGCUCUACUCUAUAUAUAUUUUCCAUUCAUGAGGAACUUUAACUUAAACAGAGUGAAAUUCUCAAGUUAUUUUCUUUAGUUUUUAGCAUUAAUCAGUGUUCUUAUUACAAAGCUCUCGUUUCUUUUCGUUUUGAAUUAUUACAGCGUGCGCUAAACCACUUGGUAUGGAGAGCGGCGCCAUCUUGGAUGCACAGAUUACUGCAUCCUCAGAAUUUAAUGGAAAUCAUGCUGCUAAGCAAGGCAGGUUGAACUUCCUAGCCGUCCCAGGUAAAGCAGGAAGCUGGUCAGCUCGCACAAACGACGUCAAUCAAUGGAUAGAAGUAAAACUUCCCGGAUACAAAGGAUAACCAGGUUUGCAACGCAAGGAAGAAAUGCAUUCAACCAGUGGGUAACGAAGUACAAGUUAGAGUACAGCGAGGACGGUGUAACUUUUCAUUAUUACCAUGAACCAGGCCAGAGUGCUGCUAAGGUACUAUUACAUGCUUACAAGGUUAUAAAAAUACAAACAACCUUUACAACGACGCGCAAAAAUUGAUAAUAUAGGCUCUAGAAGCCAUAUGGAGGCAACAAGGGGCUUUCCAGAAGCGUUUUCCCAACGCGUCAGUCAUCGUGAUAACUACUUAAAUGCGAACAAGGGCAGAUUUUUUACUGAAUCUCUUGUCCUUUAACAUAACACAACCUUACAAAGUAACGUUUUGAAACGGAUAUACCCCUUAAAAGUAAGCAGUGAUUUUAACAUUUUAAGAUUAUUUACUGGGCAUAUAACUUGUAUUGUAAUACCCUUAACUGUGUUGGAACUUAUCUUAGACAUGUUUUCAUCUCCAGUAAUCAUAUUCUUUCAAGGGCAUGUAGGCACGCGACCACUUUCUUAAUUAAAAGAUUAUUUUCAUAAAUCUCACGCAACAGCCCCAGGUGGGGGCUAGACUCAAAGAGAGGUGAACAAAAAAAGGUGCGACUGGAGAUUGUCUUGGUAAUAACAUUUUGCGACCAGUGCUGAGCGUUGAUAUUUGCAUCUUAGGUGUUAAUCGAUUUACUUGCUCCAUUUUUUCUUUAUUCAUAGAUAUUUCAUGGAAACACGGAUAGUAACACUAUUGUGACCCAUGAAUUGCUUCCUCCCAUCCAAGCACUUUACAUCCGGCUUCGUCCUACUGCUUGGUUCAAUCAUAUAUCAAUGAGGAUGGAGAUCUACGGAUGUCCAGGUAAUAUUUUGAUCACGCACAAAGGUUUAACUCCUUAUAUAUUUUCUAUUUAUGAGGAGCUUUUAUUAAACAGAGUGAAAUUCUAAAGUUAUUUUCUUUAAUUUUUAGCAUUAAUCAGUGUUCUUAUUACAAAGCUUUCGUCUCUUUUUAUUUUGAAUUAUUACAGCAUGCGCUAAACCACUUGGUAUGGAGAGUGGCGCCAUCUUGGAUGCACAGAUUACUGCAUCCUCAGAAUUUAAUGGAAAUCAUGCUGCUACGCAAGGCAGGUUGAACUUCCUAGCCGUCCCAGGUAAAGCAGGAAGCUGGUCAUCUCGCACAAAUGACGUCAAUCAAUGGAUACAAGUAAAACUUCCCGGAUACACAAAGAUAACUCAGUUCGCCACACAGGGAAGAAAUGCAUUCAACCAGUGGGUAACGAAGUACAAGUUAGAGUACAGCGAGGACGGUGUGACGUUUCAUUAUUACCAUGAACCAGGCCAGAGUGCAGCUAAGGUACUUUGACACGGUUACAACGUUAAAAAAGUAUAAACAACCUUUACCGCGAUGCCCUAAAAUUGAUAAUAUACGCUCUAGAAGCCAUGUGGAGGCAGCGAGGGUCUUCUUAAAAUUGUUUUUCCCGACGCGUCAGUCUUCGCGAUGUCUACUUAAAUUUGAACAAAUCAAAAUUUUACUGAAUUUAUUUGUCCUUUCAAAAAAAAAAAACUUACGAACUAACGUAUUGAAACGGAUAUACCCCUUAAAAGUGGGCAGUGAUUUUGACAAUUUGGAGAUUGUUUACUGAGGAUAUAACAUGUAUCAUAAUAGUCUUACCUGUGUUGGAACUUAUCUGAAUUCGUUUCCAUCUUCAGUAAUCAUAUUCUUGAAAGGCAUUUAGGCACGCGACUUCUUUCUUAAUUAACAGGGUUAUUUUUUAUUUAUCCCAUGCAACAACCCCUGGUGGGGACUAAACUCAAAGAGAGGAGAACAAAAGAAAAUGUGAUUGGAGAUAAUCUUGGAAAUAACAUUUUGCGACCAGUGCAGAGAGUUGAUAUUUGUGUUUUAGGUGUUAAUGGAUUAACUCGCUGGAUUUUUUCUUUAUUCAAAGAUAUUUCAUGGAAACACGGAUAGUAACACUAUUGUGACCCAUGAAUUGCUUCCUCCCAUCCAAGCACUAUACAUCAGGCUUCGUCCUACUGCUUGGUUCAAUCAUAUAUCGAUGAGGAUGGAGAUCUACGGAUGUCCAGGUAAUAUUUUGAUCACACAUAGAGGCUCUACUCUAUAAAUUUUCCACUUAGAAGGCGAUUUAACUAAACAAAUUGAAAUUCUUAAGUUAUUUUUUUUCACUUUUAACGUAAAUCAGUGUUCUUAUUACAAAGCUCUCGUCUCCUUUUAUUUUGAAUUAUUACAGCAUGCGCUAAACCACUUGGUAUGGAGAGUGGCGCCAUCUUGGAUGCACAGAUUACUGCUUCUUCAGAAUUUAAUGGAAAUCAUGCUGCUAAGCAAGGCAGGUUGAACUUCCUAGCGGUCCCAGGUAAAGCAGGAAGUUGGUCAGCUCGCACAAAUGACGUCAAUCAAUGGAUACAAGUAAAACUUCCCGGAUACACAAGGAUAACCAGGUUUGCGACGCAAGGAAGAAAUGCAUUCAACCAGUGGGUAACGCAGUACAAGUUAGAGUACAGCGAGGACGGUGUGACGUUUCAUUAUUACCAUGAACCAGGCCAGAGCGCAGCUAAGGUACUAGGACAUAUUUACCAGGUUAUAAAAAUACAAACAAACUUUACAGCGACGCACCAAAAUUGAUAAUAUAGGCUCUAGAAGCCAUGCGGAGGCAACUAGGAGCUUCCUUAAAGCAUUUUCCCAACGCGUCAGUCCUCGUGAUGUCUACUUAAAUGUGAACAAAGCGAAAUUUUAUCGAAUCAUGUGUCCUUUCAAAAGACACAAACUUACUAACUAACGUUUUGAAACGGAUAUACCCCUUAAAAGUGAACAGUAAUCUUGAUAUUUGCAGAUUAUUUACUGAGAAUAUUUCUUAUAUGAUAAUUAUCUUAACUGUGUUAGAGCUUAUUUCCGAUUCGUUUCCAUUCCUAGUAGUUAUAUUCUUGCAAGGGCAUGUGAGCACGCGACCUCUUUCUUAAUUUAGAGGGUGAUUUUGCAUAAAUCCCAUGCAACAACCUCAGGUGGGGGCUAAACUCAAAGAGAGGAGAACAAAAGAAAUGUUAUUGGAGAUAAUCUUGGUAAUAACAUUUUGCGAGCAGUGAAGAGAGUUGAUAUUUUCGUCUUAGGUGUUAAUCGAUUAACUCGCUAGAUUUUUUCUUUAUUUAAAGAUAUUUCGUGGAAACAGGGAUAGUAACACCAUUGUGACCCAUGAAUUGCUUCCUCCCAUCCAAGCACUGUACAUCAGGCUUCGUCCUACUUCUUGGUUCAAUCAUAUAUCAAUGAGGAUGGAGAUCUUUGGAUGUCCAGGUAAAAUUUUGAUCACGCAUAGAGGCUCUACUCUCAAUAUAUUUUCCAUUUAGGAGGCGCUUUAACUAAAUAGAGUGAAAUUCUUAAGAUAUUUUCUUUAAUUUUCAGUAGAAAUCAUUGUUCUUAUUACAAAGCUUUGGUCUUCUUUUAUUUUAAAUUAUUACAGCAUGCGCUAAACCACUUGGUAUGGAGAGUGGCGCCAUCUUGGAUGCACAGAUUACUGCAUCCUCAGAAUUUAAUGGAAAUCAUGCUGCUACGCAAGGCAGGUUGAACUUCUUAGCCGUCCUAGGUAAAGCAGGAAGCUGGUCAUCUCGCACAAAUGACGUCAAUCAAUGGAUACAAGUAAAACUUCCCGGAUAUACAAAGAUAACCCGGUUCGCGACGCAAGGAAGAAAUGCAUUCAACCAGUGGGUAACGAAGUACAAGUUAGAGUACAGCGAGGACGGUGUGACGUUUCAUUAUUACCAUGAACCAGGCCAGAGUGCAGCUAAGGUACUAUUACAUGUUUACAAGGUUAUAAAAAUACAAACAACCUUUCAAGCGACGCACCAAAAUUCAUAAUACACGCUCUAGAAGCCACGCGGAGGCAACGAGGGGCAUCUUUAAAGUGUUUACCAAACGCGUCAGUCCUUGUGAUGUCUACUUAAAUGUGAACAAUGGCAGUUUUUACUGAAUCCCUCUGUCCCUUAACAAAACACAAACUUACAAAGUAACGUUUUGAAACGGAUAUACCACCUAAAAGUAAGCAGUAAUUUUGACACUUGGAGAUUAUUUCCUGAGUACCUAACUUGUAUAAUAAUAAUUAUAAUAAUAAUAAUAAUAAUCUUAACUGUGUUGGAACUUAUCUCUGAUUCGUUUCCAACUUCAGUAAUCAUAUUCUUGCAAGGACAUGUAAGUACGCGACCUCUUCCUUAAUUAAGAGGGUGAUCUUUCAUAAAUCCCAUGCAACAACCUCUGGUGAGGGCUAAACUCAAAGAGAGGUGAACAAAAGAAAAUGUAAUUGGAGAUUGUCCUGGUAAUAACAUUUUGCAGCCAGUGCAAAGAGUUGAUAUUUAUGUCUUAGGUGUUUAUCGAUUUACUUCCUCGAUUUUUUCUCUAUUUAUAGAUAUUUCAUGGAAACACGGAUAGUAACACUAUUGUGACCCAUGAAUUGCUUCCUCCCAUCCAAGCACUGUACAUCAGGCUUCGUCCUACUGCUUGGUUCAAUCAUAUAUCAAUGAGGAUGGAGAUCUACGGAUGUCCAGGUAAUAUUUUGAUCACGCACAAAGGUUUAACUCCUUAUAUAUUUUCUAUUCAUGAGGAGCUUUUAUUAAACAGAGUGAAAUUCUAAAGUUAUUUUCUUUAACUUUCAGCGUAAAUCAGUGUUCUUAUUACAAAGCUCUCGUCUCUUUUUACUUUGAAUUAUUACAGCAUGCGCUAAACCACUUGGUAUGGAGAGUGGCGCCAUCUUGGAUUCACAGAUUACUGCAUCCUCAGAAUUUAAUGGAAAUCAUGCUGCUACGCAAGGCAGGUUGAACUUCCUAGCCGUCCCAGGUAAAGCAGGAAGCUGGUCAGCUCGCACAAAUGACGUCAAUCAAUGGAUACAAGUAAAACUUCCCGGAUACACAAAGAUAACUCAGUUCGCCACACAGGGAAGAAAUGCAUUCAACCAGUGGGUAACGAAGUACAAGUUAGAGUACAGCGAGGACGGUGUGACGUUUCAUUAUUACCAUGAACCAGGCCAGAGUGCAGCUAAGGUACUUUGACACGGUUACAACGUUAAAAAAGUAUAAACAACCUUUACCGCGAUGCCCUAAAAUUGAUAAUAUACGCUCUAGAAGCCAUGUGGAGGCAGCGAGGGGCUUCUGUAAAGCGUUUUCCCGACGCGUCAGUCUUCGCGAUGUCUACUUAAAUUUGAACAAAUCAAAAUUUUACCGAAUCCCUCUGUCCUUUCACAAAACAAACUUACUAACUAAAGUUUAGAAACGGAUAUACCCCUUAAAAGUUGGCAGGGAUUUUGACAAUUGGAGAUUGUUUACUGAGGAUAUAACAUGUAUCAUAAUAGUCUUACCUGUGUUGGAACUUAUCUCCUAUUCGUCUACUUAAAUUUGAACAAAUCAAAAUUUUACCGAAUCCCUCUGUCCUUUCACAAAACAAACUUACUAACUAACGUUUAGAAACGGAUAUACCCCUUAAAAGUUGGCAGGGAUUUUGACAAUUGGAGAUUGUUUACUGAGGAUAUAACAUGUAUCAUAUUAGUCUUACCUGUGUUGGAACUUAUCUCCUAUUCGUUUCCAUCUUCAGUAAUCAUAUUCUUGGAAAGGCAUGUAGGCACGCGACCGCUUUCUUAAUUAACAGGGUUAUUUUUUAUUAAUCCCAUGCAACAACCCCUGGUGGGGACUAAACUCAAAGAGAGGAGAACAAAAGAAAAUGUGAUUGGAGAUAAUCUUGGUAAUAACAUUUUGCGACCAGUGCAGAGAGUUGAUAUUUGUGUUUUAGGUGUUAAUGGAUUAACUCGCUGGAUUUUUUCUUUAUUCAAAGAUAUUUCAUGGAAACACGGAUAGUAACACUAUUGUGACCCAUGAAUUGCUUCCUCCCAUCCAAGCACUGUACAUCAGGCUUCGUCCUACUGCUUGGUUCAAUCAUAUAUCGAUGAGGAUGGAGAUCUACGGAUGUCCAGGUAAUAUUUUGAUCACGCAUAGAGGCUCUACUCUCUAUAAAUUUUCCAUUAAGAAGGAGAUUUAACUAAACAGAUUGAAAUUCUUAAGUUAUUUUCUUUAACUUUCAGCGUAAAUCAGUGUUCUUAUUACAAAGCUUUCGUCUCUUUUUAUUUUGAAUUAUUACAGCAUGCGCUAAACCACUUGGUAUGGAGAGUGGCGCUAUCUUGGAUGCACAGAUUACUGCAUCCUCAGAAUUUAAUGGAAAUCAUGCUGCUACGCAAGGCAGGUUGAACUUCCUAGCGGUCCCAGGUAAAGCAGGAAGCUGGUCAGCUCGCACAAAUGACGUCAAUCAAUGGAUACAAGUAAAACUUCCCGGAUACACAAAAAUAACCCGGUUUGCGACGCAAGGAAGAAAUGCAUUCAACCAGUGGGUAACGAAGUACAAGUUAGAGUACAGCGAGGACGGUGUGACUUUUCAUUAUUACCAUGAAGCAGGCCAGAGCGCAGCUAAGGUACUAUGACAUUCUUACAACGUCAUAAAAAUACAGACAACCUUUAGAUCGACUCACUAAAAUCAAUAACAUGCACUCUAGAAGCCACGCGGAGGUAACGAGAGGCUUCUUUAAAGCGUUUUACUAACGCGUCAGUCCUCAUGAUGUCUACUGAAAUGUGAACAAAGUAAGAUUCUACUGAAUCUAUGUGUCCUUUCAAAAAACACAAACUUACUAAGAGAGGAGAACAAAAGAAAAUGUUAUUGGAGAUAAUCUUGGUAAUAACAUUUUGCGACCGGUGAAGAGAGUUGAUAUUUUCGUCUAAGGUGUUAAUCGAUUAACUCGCUGGAUUUUUUCUUUAUUUAAAGAUAUUUCGUGGAAACACGGAUAGUAACACUAUUGUGACCCAUGAAUUGCUUCCUCCCAUCCAAGCACUGUACAUCAGGCUUCGUCCUACUUCUUGGUUCAAUCAUAUAUCAAUGAGGAUGGAGAUCUACGGAUGUCCAGGUAAAAUUUUGAUCACGCAUAGGGGCCUUACUCUCAAUAUAUUUUCCAUAUAGGAGGAGCUUUAACUAAAUAGAGUGAAAUUCUUAAGAUAUUUUUUAAAUUUUCAACAUAAAUGGGUGUUCUUAUUACAAAGCUUUCGUCUCCAUUUAUUUUGAAUUAUUACAGCAUGCACUAAACCACUUGGUAUGGAGAGUGGCGCCAUCUUGGAUGCGCAGAUUACUGCAUCCUCAGAAUUUGAUGGAAAUCAUGCUGCUACGCAAGGCAGGUUGAACUUCCUAGCGGUCCCAGGCAAAGCAGGAAGCUGGUCAGCUCGCACAAAUGACGCCAAUCAAUGGAUACAAGUAAAACUUCCCGGAUAUACAAAGAUAACCCGGUUUGCGACGCAAGGAAGAAAUGCAUUCAACCAGUGGGUAACGAAGUACAAGUUAGAGUACAGCGAGGACGGUGUGACGUUUCAUUAUUACCAUGAACCAGGCCAGAGUGUAGCUAAGGUACUAUAACAUGUUUACAAACUUUACAGCAGCGACUUACUAAAUCAAUAAUAUGCGCUCUAGAAGCCACGCGGAGGCAACGAGAGGCUUCUUUAAAGCGUUUUACUAACGCGUCAGUCCUCGUGAUGUCUACUUAAAUGUGAACAAAGCGAGAUUUUACCGAAUCCCUCUGUCCUUUCAAAAAACACAAACUUACAAAGUAACGUUUUGAGACGGAUAUACCGCUUAAAAGUUGGCAGGGAUUUUGACAUUUGCAGAUUAUUUACUGAGAAUAUUUCUUAUAUGAUAAUUAUCUUAACUGUGUUAGAGCUUAUUUCCGAUUCGUUUCCAUUCCUAGUAGUUAUAUUCUUGCAAGGGCAUGUGAGCACGCGACCUAUUUCUUAAUUAAGAGGGUGAUCUUUCACAAAUCCCAUCCAACAACCCCUGGUGAGGACUAAACUCAAAGAGAGGAGAACAAAAGAAAAUGUGAUUGGAGAUAAUCUUGGUAAUAACAUUUUGCGACCAGUGCAGAGAGUUGAUAUUUUUGUUUUAGGUGUUAAUGGAUUAACUCGCUGGAUUUUUUCUUUAUUCAAAGAUAUUUCAUGGAAACACGGAUAGUAACACUAUUGUGACCCAUGAAUUGCUUCCUCCCAUCCAAGUACUCUACAUUAGGCUUCGUCCUACUGCUUGGUUCAAUCAUAUAUCAAUGAGAAUGGAGCUCUACGGUUGUGAAGGUACUUCAAGUUAAACCUUGUAACUCUAGUAAUCUUUUUAUCACUUGUACAUUGUAUACAGUAAUUUUCAAUUGAGUGACGUACGGAAUUAAGAAUUGCUCGGGUUUUUGCUUCCAUGAAACGUCGCUGGUUGAUUACUCCUGAAAACUUGUACGCUUACUCUGUUGAUCAGAUUUAAAACUGAAAAACCAAUCGCGACCUACUUGCUCGUAUCUUCCUGCGUUUGAAGCAGUUUGCUUGUUUUAUUUUUAGUUCUCAUAAGUUAAUGGCUAUGCCAAACUUAGCUCUGAGUGGCUGUUGCAAUUAAUUCGGUUUUAGAUUUUCGUCACUCAGUUAAAAACUGUUUCGACCACUAAGAUCAGUAACUCAUUUACCCGAAUUGGAAAAGCAAAUUAUAAUGCUAUAACAUGACAAAGGCCGCAGCUAAAGCCAUCUAAUGAGAAAGUCUGUUCAUCCCCUUGUCUGUUGGUUGAAGAUAGCGUUAGUAGUAAUGAAAAGUUACAUUUUGAACGGUGCUUAAAAUCGCUGCUAUAAAUCGAAGAUGAUCAAGUGAGACAUCCUGCAUGGGCCAGUUUUGCAGAGAAGACAUGAAGACUGUGGUUCAUCCAUGCUUCCUUGUCAAAAGGAUUAUCUUCCCGCGCUAAUAAACCUAAUUUCGGUCGCCAUGGAGUUUGGAGAAACUUAAAAAACUUUUGUUAAUUGCCUUAUUUUGUUUUAUUCACAGCUUAAAAGCUCUUCAUUUGGACGCUGACACAGACAAUCUGCUCUGACAGCAGCCCCGUACUUGUCACCAUAUUUUUAUGUAUUAAUUUCUACUCGCAUCGAUGGCAAUGUAUUUCAUGGCAGCAAUACAGUUUCUUAAUAAAAUGAUGCUUUACCCCAGC
This is a messenger RNA of Pocillopora meandrina, 24130 nucleotides long. NCBI's taxonomy places the organism in Eukaryota, Metazoa, Cnidaria, Anthozoa, Scleractinia, Pocilloporidae. The record is from the annotation of a GenBank genome assembly.